Messenger RNA from Capronia epimyces CBS 606.96, 714 nucleotides. RefSeq names its product haloacid dehalogenase, type II. The record is from RefSeq and is a predicted model, not a curated record. NCBI's taxonomy places the organism in Eukaryota, Fungi, Ascomycota, Eurotiomycetes, Chaetothyriales, Herpotrichiellaceae. Gene Ontology annotation, molecular function: hydrolase activity, acting on halide bonds, in C-halide compounds. The transcript has a single exon. Bases 1 to 714 code for a protein of 237 amino acids.
AUGGCCAACCCCAAGAGCAAAAUCAGAGCAGUCUUCUUUGACUUUAUGGGCACGUGUCUGGACUGGCACAGCGGCGUGAUCCAAGUGUUACCGCAAAGCAUCGCCGAGAGCGAGAGGUCGCAGCUCGCUCUGGAAUGGCGGCACGACUACUUCGGUGCCAACGCGGCCCGGCUGGCGGCCAAGCAGCCUCCUGAAGACAUCGACAUCACGCUCGGCAAGACUCUCGACGCGCUGCUGGACAAGCAUCCCGACCGCAAGAAUCUCUUCGACGAGCAGACCAAGCAUCGAUGUGUGGCUUCGUGGCACUCGAUGCCCGCGUGGCCCGACGUGGGCCAGGCCAUCGACCAGCUCAAGGCCGCCGGCUUGGAGGUGUUUGUCUUCGCCAAUGGCACGCCGCGGUUGCAGCUCGACCUCUGCAAAUCGUCCGGGCUGGUCUUCGACAUGUUGUUUUCCAGCGAGUUGCUCGGAGUCUAUAAGCCGGCGCCCGAGAGUUACCGGAAGACUUUGCACUUGGUGAAAGUGAAGCCGGAGGAGUCUGUCAUGGUUGCUGCCCACGCUUAUGAUACGCGUGGUGGCAAGGAGGCCGGCAUGAAGACUGUGUAUAUUCACAGGUGGACCGAUGAUAUCUACGAAGACAUGGAUGUUGUUAGAGGAGAAAACGACUUCUUCCUAGAGGACAUGACGGAGCUGGCGGCGGUCAUUGGGCGGCUUUGA